Onthophagus taurus is the source of this 2737-nucleotide messenger RNA. RefSeq names its product Low-density lipoprotein receptor repeat domain-containing protein cueball (gene cue). The record is from RefSeq and is a predicted model, not a curated record. Gene Ontology annotation, molecular function: Wnt-protein binding; Wnt receptor activity. Gene Ontology annotation, cellular component: plasma membrane. Gene Ontology annotation, biological process: canonical Wnt signaling pathway. NCBI's taxonomy places the organism in Eukaryota, Metazoa, Arthropoda, Insecta, Coleoptera, Scarabaeidae.
CUCAGCUCUCUGGAAAAUAGAAAUCGGACGUCGUCGGUGCUGAAAGCCGCAUUUGCCGCGCGCCCUGCGCAUGUAUCGGUUCCUCGUUGUGUAACGCCGCGUGUCCGUGUUCACUUUUUAAAAAUUAUACUGCAAUUUCCAAUAGUUUAUCAAGAAAAUGUGGGUUCUUUUCGCAUUGACAACACUCCUUAUAGCCUCAGCUCGAUCCGAAGCUGAAAAUCACGAAUGGGAUUUAGCAGUAGCAAUUGAAGGUCAAAUCGAAUUAUUAACAUCCAACGGAACGCUGGUUGGUACAACUGUUGCCUUCACAAAAUUAAAGGCACUUACCUUCGACAAUAUCAGACAUCAAUUCAUCGUUAGCGACAUGAACGAAUUCAAUGACACGAUAUACACGAUAUCCUUAACUCAGGAAGUAACGAAAAAUUCCCCAAUCAUCCAAAAUUUAGCCGACGACAUCCAAGGAUUAGCUAUUGAUCCGUUAAACGACAUCUUAUAUUGGUCAAACCCGUUCAAUAAAACCAUAAAUUACAUAUCGUUAGCGGAUCCAAACGAUUUUGGUGUUUUUAUGACUUUCGUUGAUGAAUCUCCUCAAGACUUAGCGAUCGAUAGUUGUAGAAGCUAUAUUUAUUGGACUAAUUCGAAUUUGGAUAAACCAACGAUCGAUCGAGCGAAAUUAGAUGGAAGUGGCCAUGAGAUUUUAAUUGAAACCGAUUUGAAUAUGCCGGUUGGGAUAGCUAUAGAUUAUGUAAAGAAAAGAUUGUAUUGGUCCGAUAUGGGCGAAGGGAUUUAUUUUAAAAUUGAAAGUUCCGAUUUAGAGGGAAAUAAAAGAGAAUUAAUGUUACAAGAAACGCAUCAAAAACCGUUUGGACUCGCCGUGGAUGAAGAAUCAGUUUAUUGGACGGACGUUAAUAACAACGCUUUAUGGAAAAUUCGAAAAGAUAACGAAGAACAUCCCAACAAAGUCAGAGGAUUUAAAGAAAAACCGUUCGGUUUGAUUGCAAAACAUUUAGGAUUUAUGGGAGCUCCAGAUUGCUCGAAAAUCGAAGAAGCCAUUAACGAAUACAAUCAAUCAACUCAAGAAAUAAUUAAAUUCAUAAACGAAGAAGAACAGGAAACACUACUUCAAACCGUUUGUUUAAAUAACGGCGAAUUAACCGAGAAAAAUGGGUGUUCUUGUCCGAAAGGUUUUAAAGGUCCAAAUUGUGAAAUUUCACUUUGUUAUAAUUAUUGUGUUCAUGGAACUUGUGAUCUAACCUUACAUGGGUAUCCAAUAUGUCUUUGUAAUUCUGGGUUUAAUGGAAACCGUUGCGAAUACGAUUUGUGUCAUAAUCAUUGCUUAAAUGGAGGAAAAUGUAGUCAUAAUGGAUUGGAACCAAAAUGUCGAUGUCCGGAUGGUUAUAUUGGAGAACAAUGUGAAAUUAAUGUUAAUGUCCUAGCUUUGUGUACAAUUUAUUGUGCAAAUCCAAUGGCAGCUAAUGAUUUUAACAAAAAUAUAACUUGCAAUUGUGAAAUGCAAACACGAACAUCCAGCGAAGAAUACGUCGAUGACAAAAAUCGAGUACAACUUACGAUAUCUGAUUAUUUAAGUAAUCCGCCGUUUUUAAUCCUGUGCAUUUGUAUGUUGAUCGUUUCGAUAAUCGUCGUCGCUUUGGUGGUUUUAUUCCAAAAAGCCAAAAAGAGACGUCCGAGAAUUAAUAAAAGGAUUAUAGUGAAUAAGAACGUUACGCCUUUAACAAAUAGACCUCAAGCGUCCAUCGAUCAAUGCGAAAUUACCAUUGAAAAUUGUUGUAAUAUGAACGUUUGUGAAACGCCUUGUUUUGAACCACCACAAUUGAGGAAAGCAAAAAAGGCGAGUGAUGAAAAGAAAAAUUUGUUGAAAAAUAUGGAAACUGGUGACGAUCUGUACUGAAAUCAACUAUCUAUGCACAGGCUGUGAAUUCCAAAAGUAUUAGCUAUUACUUGUUAAGUUUCCUCCGAAUGAGAAAUGAAAAGACAUAUAUGUGUUCCAAUCGAAAAAUGUUUACUUAUAUGUAUAAUCAAAUUAUUCGCAAUUAAUUUGAAAUUGACCAUCCAUGAAUUCUGCUGUGUCAACAACUCGAAUGAAUACAUGGCACAUUCCAUAAAACAUAAUGAGGACACUCUCGAAUUUACCUUGUAUCGUUUAAUUUUUACGUGGUAAUUGUUUUAAAUUACUAAUUAAAAAUUACACGAGAAUAAGAUGAUUUAAUUUUAUAUUUAAAAAAAAAGGAUAAUCUUAAUUUUGAAUGACAAUUCAAUUAUUUAAUUUUGAAUAAUUUUUCUUUUUGAAUCUUUUUCAAUGAAUUUAUUAUAUUUCUUACUUGCCAAUUAAUUGGUAUAAUCCACAUACCAAGAGCAAUGACUUAAAUGUGCCUAAUCAAACUUAAUCUAAAAAGGUCUUAAUAAAAAAAAUCUUAAUUAGUUGAUAUUUUAAUUUUUUUGUUUUUCUUAUGUUCAUUCAUUAUUUAUAAUGAUCGUUCAUUUUUGUUGGAAUAUCGUUUUAAUCGUUACUUAUUGUUUUUAAGGAUUGUUUUCUUUUUUUGUUUUCAUUUUAAAAAAUUUUCAUCUUAUUUUGUCUAGUUAGGUAAUUGUGAUUUACGGUUAACGUAAAAUAUUGGUGGGUUGUAAUAUCCACAUCAGAAAUGUGAUAUUAUAGUCUAACAAAUUAAUUUUGUAAUAGAAUUAUGUAUAAAAAUAUACAAAUUGGGUAUAAAUCAAA